Molecule: messenger RNA, 2634 nt
Organism: Perca fluviatilis (European perch)
Lineage: Eukaryota; Metazoa; Chordata; Actinopteri; Perciformes; Percidae
Product: noggin-3-like
Exons: 1
Coding region: 351-1070 (239 amino acids)
Biological process (GO): dorsal/ventral pattern formation; negative regulation of cell differentiation; osteoblast differentiation
Source: RefSeq, a predicted model, not a curated record
UUGGUGAGAAGUUUGGGAGCUCAGAUUUGGAUAUCUUCCUUCAAACCCCGGGAACUGUCUCUGCUUCUCCUGCAGGAUCACAGCACCGAUUUGGUGCCAAAGGCCAGAUUUCACUCUCUUUUUCUGCAGGCUUUAUUGGCGUUUUCAACAUUUUUGUCGCUUCUUUUCCCUUUUUUAGACGUUUGUCACGUUUUUCAACGUUUUGGGCAUUUUUUCUGACAUUUCUGUCACUUUCUUCAACGUUUUUUUUCUGACGUUUCUGUCGCUUCUUUCAACGUCUUUGGACCUUUUUUUUUGGCAUUUCCCCCUCAUUAUUAUCUUGCCUAGCAUUGCCUAACUCCCCUGCCUGUAUGCCCCGGGCCGGCCCUGCGCAGGACUCUCUCCGUCCGAUGGAUAACUCGUGCUACCUGUGCGCGCUGUUUCUGCUCGCGCUCUCUCUGGAGGGCAUCACGUGCCAACACUACUAUCUCCUCCGGCCCAUUCCCAGCGACACUCUGCCCGUUGUGGACCUACGGGAGGACCCGGACCCGGCGCUGGACCCCCGGGAGAAAGACCUGAACGACACGGAGCUCCGGAGCGCGCUGGGCAGCCACUUCGACCCGCUGUGCAUGUCGCUGUCCGCGCCGCCGCCGCCGCCGCCGGAGGACAGGCACGCGCCCGGCGGGAGCGAGGAUGUAACCGAGGCGGAGCUGCGGCACAGGCUCUCCGGAGCCAUGCCCAAAGACAUCCGGGCCAUUGAGUUCGAGGUCCAGCACGGUCGGAAGCAGAAGCCGAGUAAGAAGCUGCGCCGGCGGCUGCAGCUGUGGCUGUGGUCGUACACCGGCUGCCCGGUAGUGUCCGCGUGGAGCGACCUGGGCACCCGCUUCUGGCCGCGCUACCUGAAGGUGGGCAGCUGCUACAAUAAGCGCUCCUGUUCCAUCCCUGAAGGGAUGUUCUGCAAACCUGCCAAAUCCACUCAUUUAACGGUCUUGCGAUGGCGCUGCCUGCAGAGGAAGGGGGGGCUAAAAUGCGCCUGGAUACCCGUUCAGUACCCCGUUAUAUCCGAGUGCAAAUGCUCGUGCCACAACUGAAAAUUCAAAACUUUUUUUUUUUACUGAUUGUUUUCAGACAUUGAGGCUACGAGCCAUUUCAACUCCGAUGAGUCAGACACAAACUUGUUUUCUUGCAGCGGAGUGAAGAAAUGUGUCUUUAUUCCAAAACAUUUCAACAUUUUAUGUGACUGCAAACGCUCGUGCCUUCAACUGAAAACGGCUCUGCAGCCAAAAUCAGACUUUUCUGAUUAUUUUCAGACACAAGCAGAGAUCUUUACGAGCCAUUUAAACUCCAAAGACUGGAAAAAAGUCAGACAAAAACUUGUUUUCUUGCAGCAGAGUGAAGAAAUUUGUCUUUAUUUCAAACAUUUCAACAUUUUGUGUGAGUGCAAAUGCUUGGGCCGCAAUUAAAAAGCAAUUUUGGAGUAUUUUCAGACACAAGCAGUGAUCUGCCUUUUAUAUUUGAGUGCAAAUGCUCACUGAAAAAAAGACCAAAAAAAACUGAGUGAUCUUUAGGAGCAUUUUAUGGAAGAGGAUUGGGGUCAUAUGUAAAAAAAUAUAUAUAUAUUUCAGUUCUGAGUUUAAAAUCACAAUCCUGACUUUCUUCCUUAGAAUUAUGACUUUUUUAUCACAAUUUUGAGUUGUUGUAUUUUAAAGUUUAACAGAAAGUCUGAAUUCUCAGAACUCAAAUAUAUUUUUCAUACGUGGCUCUAAUCAUCUUCCAUAGGUUUAACCUCUGAGGAGUCAGACAACAACUUGUUUUCUUGCAGCAGAGUGAAGAAAUGUGUCUUUAUGUCAAACAUUUCAACGUUUUAAGCGACUGUCCCUACUGAAAACCAGACUCCAACCAUUGUUUUCAGACAAAAGCAGAGAUCUUUAGGAGCAUUUUACAGAAGAUGAUUAGUGCCACAGUUCAGAAAUGUGACUUUAAACGCAGAACUCAAAUACAUUUUUUACAAGUCAAUGUUAUCAGCAAACACAUUAAAACUUAACACGAAAAUAGAAAUAAUAAUACACAAGACAAUCAACGAAAACAUCAAGACAUACAAGUGCAACCAUACAAAUUCUCACACACACACACACACACACACACACACACACACACACACACACACACACACACACACACACACACACACACACACACACACACACAGACAGACACACACACACACACAAUCACCGCCACACACACACACACACACACACAAACAUACAGCCACACACACACAUUGUAAUUAAACAAAUAAAUAAAUAGGUUUUGAGUUUGCAUGUGGCCCUAAUUAUCUUCUGUAGUAUUUAAACUCUGAGGAGUCAGAUAAAAACUUGUUUUCCUGCAACAAACUGAAGAAAUGUGUCUUUAUAUCAAAUCUUUCAACAUGUUAUCUUUAAAGAAAAUAAGAUUUUGCAGCUAAAAUCCAACUAUUAGGAUUAUUUUCAGCAGAAUCUGGGACGAGAGGACCGUCUCGCACCGUGAGGAUGCAUAUUUGAUGUACAUGUUUUUAUUUCAUGACAGAACUUUGUAUAAAAAGGAAGGUCAGUGCUGUUAAUAUAAUCACAUCUACUGUAUUUGUAUCUCGAUUAUAUCUGUUUUAUAUUUAUA